CUCUGAUUAGCUUUGAUCAGCUUUGCUCUUUCUGAUUACAUCAUUAGUUCUCUUUAUACCAGCACGGAAGGAAAAUAAAGAGUUUUCCCAAUUACUCGCCCACACGGCCUCUCCUGAUUUAGUGUCCCGCAAUGGAAGGCGAUAAUUCCGCCGCGACUACCACCGCGCCUCCCCCAGCGGCGGAAGCCGCCAGCCAUGCGGUUGCGGAGGGGCAGGUUGCCCCCGCCAGCGGUACCAGCGCGGAUGCCAGCGGUGCGAGCGCGGAUGCCGGCGCCCACGACACGUCGCCGCCUGGCGGACGGGGGGGCAACCGGCGGAGACAGCCGCGGGGGGGCAGAGGGCGCGGAAGGGGCGGAGCGGGUGGGGAAGGCGGAAGGGGCGACGGUCCCAGCCAUUCCGCCGGAAAUGCCGACAGCAGUGGCGGAAACGGCGGCGGCGGAGGCGGGUGCGGAGAUAUGGGGGAAGGCAGCGUGGGGGGGCACGGCGGCGGCGGGGGGGGCGCGCAGGUGGCGCAGUGCUCGUGCGUGUCGUUUUCCCCCGAGAUGCAGCGCGCGUUCUUCGAGCUGCACGCGCUGCGUCUAGGCACGGACAAGGCGACCUACGGGGACACGCUCGAGUGGCUGCUGACCGCCGCGAAACCCGCUAUCGAGCAGCUUAAAACGGGGACGGGGGGAGCGGCGGGGGGAGGGGGGGCUCAUUCCGGCGGCAGCGGUAAGAAGAGGAGCAAACGCAACCGGCGGAAGCAAGGGCAGGCGGGGGCUCGGGGAGGGGCGGAGGGAGGGGGAGUGGGAGGAGUGGGAGGGGGAGAAGGAGGGGGAGUAGGAGGAGGAGAGGGGGGGGGAGGGGAAGGAGGAGUGGGAGGAGGAGAGGGAGGAGGAGAGGGAGUAUAGCAAGAAGACGUGGAAGGGCAGUAGCAGUGUGGCGCAGCUGUUUGUGUGACAGCGGUGCAAGUAGGUGGAGGAGGCAUGUGCGGGUGUGGGCGUGUGGGUGUGUGGACUCGUGAAACCUUAACAGCGAAAGGAACGGAGUAGAUAGGGAUGCCACAAGGCUCUGAUGGUGAUGGGUCAAGGAGCAACACUGGAGCGAACCUCCUCGGGUUGUAGUGGUAGAGAUAGUGGGUUGGUUGGAAGCAAUGGCUUCGUUUCAUAGAGCAGAAGAAAGUAAGCUGCUGGGGCAGGUGCUGUGUGUCGCUCGUGGGAUCAUUCAGCCUUGUUUCUUACAACUGAGUUUAGGAGAUUCCUACAUGGGAUGGGAGGGAGUAUUCCUGCUAUUGAUGUGAUUUGAUUUGCUGCAGUUGACAAGCAGGCACUGCACU
Molecule: messenger RNA, 1315 nt
Organism: Closterium sp. NIES-67
Lineage: Eukaryota; Viridiplantae; Streptophyta; Zygnematophyceae; Desmidiales; Closteriaceae
Source: the annotation of a GenBank genome assembly